This is a messenger RNA of Cordyceps militaris CM01, 768 nucleotides long. RefSeq lists its product as uncharacterized. Gene Ontology annotation, molecular function: mannosyltransferase activity. Gene Ontology annotation, cellular component: mannosyltransferase complex; endoplasmic reticulum membrane. Gene Ontology annotation, biological process: GPI anchor biosynthetic process. The coding region runs from base 1 to 768 and encodes 255 amino acids. Lineage: Eukaryota; Fungi; Ascomycota; Sordariomycetes; Hypocreales; Cordycipitaceae. The record is from RefSeq and is a predicted model, not a curated record. The transcript has 2 exons.
AUGAAGAUUCGCACAAACAUACUAUCUAGUUGUUUAUUUACGCUGGCUGCAUUCGCCGGCCAUGUCGCCGCCAACGCCGAUAAAAUCAUCUUCACUGGUCCCGAGCCCGUCACCUACCCUUUAGCUUCACCGUCGCUGACGGAUCUCAACCUCGACGUCAUUGACCCCGAGACCCUGUCUAUCCGCACAAAUCUCAGUCGCAUCUUCCACGAUGACUCGAAUCCGCAGCUGAAAGGCAAGCCGCGGGGCCGCGCGAGCUGGUUCCUCCUCGACAAUCUCAGUCCGGGCCGGCGAUAUGAGCUGCGCGUUUGCUGGGCCGCCAUUAGCGUGAAACAGGAACCUACAGAAUUCACCAUGGAUGUCUACGAGCUGGACAAGGUCUGGGAGACAGCAGACCUCAUGCUCUCUCUCGCCAACUACUCCUCGGAUCGCCAGAGCGACGUCGAGGAUCAACAACCCCAGGUACACCGUCGGAGAGACUCUUCCGCCGAUGCCAAGGAGCGGAAGGCGUCCCUUCUCCUCCUGCAGGUCCACGCUGCCGCAGACUACUUCUCGCACCAUCCAGACCUCAUGCGCAACCCACCACCCGUGCUCGUGGACCUGAUUCUGGACCCGUACCUCUUCAACGCAGUCCCCGAGUCCCUGCUCCUGACGGCUGGAUACGUUGUCCUUGUCGCAGUGGCGAUGCUCUUCCUCGCAAAAUGGAUCGCGAAUCGCAUGACCGACAUUGCCACCAGCGAGGAUCGUGUAUCAAAGAAGAGGGACUAG